This is a messenger RNA of Colletotrichum spaethianum, 408 nucleotides long. Its product is annotated as geranylgeranyl pyrophosphate synthase A. The record is from RefSeq and is a predicted model, not a curated record. Gene Ontology annotation, molecular function: prenyltransferase activity. Gene Ontology annotation, biological process: isoprenoid biosynthetic process. NCBI's taxonomy places the organism in Eukaryota, Fungi, Ascomycota, Sordariomycetes, Glomerellales, Glomerellaceae. Bases 1 to 408 code for a protein of 135 amino acids. The transcript has a single exon.
AUGAGAGACGACUAUCUCAACCUUAACCCUCGCGAGUAUAGCACUCAGAAGGGUUGGUGCGAAGAUUUGGACGAGGGCAAGUUUUCCUACCUUAUCAUCCACUGCCUUCAAAACAGCCCUAAGUUCCGCGAUCGCAUCAUGGGCUUCUUCCGGCAAAGAACUGGCUGCAUAGGGCCGAUGCCAGCUAUUGGGAAAGUUCAGAUCAUUGAGUACCUGCAAGAGACUGGCAGUUUCACCGCUUGCUGGGAGUUGUUGAACUCACUAGAGGAUGACAUUGAGAACGAAAUCAAGAGGCUAGAAGAGAAUACAGGAGAGAAAAACCCGCUGAUGCAUCUUUUGUUGAAACUGCUUAGUGUCAAGACAGAGAAGCCAGAUGGAAAGGCGGUCGUCGCGCCUGCCGGACUUUAA